AUGGAAGAUAAAACAAAGACAACCACUAAACCCAAAACAACUGACACUACUCAGAAACUUAAAAGACCUUUAUCAGCUUAUUUUCUUUAUUCUAAAGAUGUAAGAAAGAGUGUUGUAGAGGCUAAUCCAACUUUAAAAAACACAGAAAUUAUGAAAAUCAUUGGGGAAAAAUGGAAGGGAUUAAGUGACCAAGAAAAGAAAAAGUAUAAUGAUCUACAUGAUGUUGCAAAGAAAGAAUAUGAAAAAUUGAAAAAAGAAAGAGAGAUGUAA
Entamoeba nuttalli P19 is the source of this 270-nucleotide messenger RNA. Its product is annotated as HMG (high mobility group) box domain containing protein. The transcript has a single exon. The record is from RefSeq and is a predicted model, not a curated record. Lineage: Eukaryota; Evosea; Mastigamoebida; Endamoebidae. The coding region runs from base 1 to 270 and encodes 89 amino acids.